CUCGUCCCUUCCUACGCUCUCAUUGGCUACCCGUUCCUAGGGGCGUGGCUUCAUUCCCUUCAUUUGCCCCUUCCAACGCACUCAUUGGCUUCCCGUUCCUAAGGGGCGUAGCCUGUUUCCCUUCGUCUUUCCUUUCCUCCACUGUCAUUGGCUGCCUAUUCCUGAGGGGCGUGGUCUAUUUCCCUUCAACUGCUGGCCCUUCUUACGGUCUCAUUGAUUGCCCAUUCCUAGUGGCGUGUUCUAUUUACCUUCACCUGGCUUUUCCUCCGCUAUCAUUGGCUACUUAUUCCUGAGGGGCGUGGUCUGUUUGCCUUCACCUGGACAAUCCUACGCUCUCAUUGGUUUCCUAUUCCUGAGAGGCGUGGUCUAUUUACAUUCACCUGGCCUUUCCUGAGGGGCGUGGUCUAUUUCCCUUUACCUGGCCAUUCCUACGCUCUCAUUGGCUGUCUAUUCCUGGGGGCGUGUCCUCUUCUCGUCAUCUGGCCUUUGCUCCGCUGUCAUUGACUGCCUAUCCCUGAGGGGCGUGGCCUCUCAUUCCGCGUUAAGGUUGCAAGCGGUGCGCAUGCGCAGCUCUAAGACCCGGAUGAGGAUGACAGUGUUAGGGUCAUGUGAAAAAGCCCUAUCCGAAGCAGUGGCUGCUGUUUGUUGACAGAAAGGGCAAAGAAAGCCUCCAGUUUGGAAGGAAAGCCCUUCGUCCAGUUUUCAGAGGCACUUAGGGAGCCCUGAGGUGCCAUGACCAGCAACCUGGACAUCUUUGUGGGGAACACCACUCUCAUCGACGAGGAGGUCUACCAACUCUGGCUGGACGGCUACUCAGUGAACGAUGCUGUGUCGCUCCGCUUGCGCAGCGGGAUCCUGGAGCAGACAGGGGCCACAGUGGACGUGCUCCAGAGUGACACCAUGGACCACUACCGCACCUUCUACAUGCUGGAGCGCCUCUUGCACUCGCCUCCCAAACUGCUGAACCAGUUGCUCUUCCAGAUCCCUCCCUAUCGCCAAACCAUGCUGAUUGAGAGGUACUACGCCUUCGACGAGGCCUUUGUGCGAGAGGUGCUGGGGAAGAAACUCUCCAAAGGCACCAAGAAAGAUCUGGAUGAUAUCAGUGUCAAGACUGGGGUGACGCUCAAGAGUUGCCGUCGGCAGUUUGACAACUUCAAGCGGGUCUUCAAGGCUGUGGAAGAGCUCCGAGGGUCGCUGGUGGAAAACAUCCAGCAGCACUUCUUGCUCUCAGACCGACUAGCCAGGGAUUACGCAGCCAUCGUAUUCUUCGCCAACAGCCGCUUUGAGACGGGGAAGAAGAAGCUGCAGUACCUGACCUUUGAAGAUUUUGCUUACUGCGCUGAGCAGAUGAUCCAGAACUGGACUUUGGGAGCAGUGGAUACCAACGUGGAUGAUAUGGACGUCGACCUCGAUAAAGAGUUUUUGCAAGGCCUGAAAGAGUUAAAAAUUUUGCUUACAGACAAGGACUUGCUAGAUCUGCACAAAAGCCUGGUGUGUACAUCGCUGCGGGGAAAGAUCUCUGUCUACAACGAGAUGGAAGCCAACUUUAAGAACCUUUCUCGGUCUCUGAUCAACAUUGCUUCGAAGCUCACCCACAGCAAAGAUGUCCGGGAUUUCUUCGUGGACCUGGUGGAGAAGUUUGUGGAGCCCUUUCGGUCGGACAAGUGGAGCCCGAACGACGUGCGCCUCUUUCUGACGCAGUACACAGCUUGCGCUCACACACUGGACGCAUUCAGGCAUCAAGCCCUCUGGGAGAGGUACAUGGGGACACUCAAAGCCUGCCUUCUGAAGAUGUACCACGACUGAGCCCUGUCUUUUCCAUCUGCUUUAUUUAUUCAUCAGGAUACGAUUUCUCUUCGAAGUGGAAUCACUUUGCGGCGCAACAACAUCCCAACCUUCACCAGCAACAGGAGGACUAUACAGUUCAUUCUCACUGACUGCUAUCCGUGCAGCAGAAGUUACUUUUGGGGGGACAACAAUUCCCAGGAUCCUGCUGCUGGCGUGGCGCAUUGUUGUGGAAUUGCAAGGAUUGUACUACCGAAAAGACCUUUCGAAGCAUUUGCUGCCCUUUCGGUCCAGGCCUUGCUUUCCCAUUUUUGUCCUUUUAUCUAGAGACAAGGCCUAGCCAUAAUAAAAGUGUACUUGUCGGAA
Molecule: messenger RNA, 2151 nt
Organism: Sceloporus undulatus (fence lizard)
Lineage: Eukaryota; Metazoa; Chordata; Lepidosauria; Squamata; Phrynosomatidae
Gene: FIBP
Product: FGF1 intracellular binding protein
Exons: 11
Coding region: 733-1806 (357 amino acids)
Biological process (GO): platelet aggregation
Cellular component (GO): nucleus
Molecular function (GO): fibroblast growth factor binding
Source: RefSeq, a predicted model, not a curated record